GUGAACAAAUAAACUCAACGGGACGAACCAAAACUAGCUGCUAUUUCAGGUCAGAACACAGAGGCAUUUCGAAGAAAAGAGAUAUACCUGGCAAAUAUUUGUCUUGUAACUUAAUCCGCGUCACUUGAAUGGACACGGUGCCCAAAGUAAGAGCAAACCGACUCACCCGAACCUCCAUUAUGCCUGUGAAGAAGAAAAGAAAGUCGUCCGGCUCAGAAGAUCCGAGUAUCAGAAAGUGCAAAAUCACCAGUUACUGCAGGACACAAACACCAGGACGGCUGGUAAACCCAGAUGAUCAUUUCUCUAGCAAGAAAUGUGUCGCCUGGUUUUACGAAUAUGCAGGUUCAGAUGACAUUGUCGGACCAGAGAGCAUGGAGAAGUUCUGUGAGGACAUCGGAGUAGAGCCUGAAAAUAUUGUAAUGUUAGUUUUAGCCUGGAAACUUGAAGCAACAAAUAUGGGAUUUUUCACAAAAGAAGAGUGGCUGAAAGGAAUGACGUCACUACAUUGCGACUGCACAGAGAGAUUACAAGGCAAACUGGACUAUAUGCGCUCUCAGCUGAAUGACCCGGUUGUAUUCAAGAACAUUUACAGAUAUGCCUUCGACUUUGCCAGGGAUAAAGAUCAGCGCAGUCUUGAUAUGGACACCGCAAAAUCCAUGUUGGCACUUCUCCUUGGAAGGACGUGGCCUCUGUUCCCAGUGUUUCAUCAGUUUCUUGAGCAAUCGAAGUAUAAAGUCAUGAAUAAGGACCAGUGGUACAACGUCUUAGAGUUCAGCCGUACAGUUAACACAGACCUGAGCAACUACGAUGAAGAUGGAGCCUGGCCAGUGAUGCUGGAUGAGUUUGUGGAGUGGCAUAAAGCCAGAAUUGCAUUAUAGCACAAGUAGACGCUGAAUGAAAGCACAUCAGAGUUUUUGUUGUUUUUCGGUGUGCCCCCGACGUUGGCAUACCUUUCGAGGACCGCUUCAACAUGUCCUAGUACAUCACUACCCAGAGACUCUUACAGUGUUACUUUAAAAGGAAACGGCACCCGAGGAAUCACAUGACAGAAGGGGAAAUAUUUUUCAUAUGUAUUUGUUGCAACAGUUCUUUUGCCAGUGUUAUAUGAAUUUUCUGAGGGAAACGGUCUGUUUGUAAUUUCCUUUCAUUUUUUUUUUUUUUUUUUUUUUUCCUCAAAGUUUUACUUUGUUUAUAGUGUUUUGAAAAGGAAAUAAAUAAAGCAGUUGUAAAUUAA
This is a messenger RNA of Labeo rohita (rohu), 1234 nucleotides long. RefSeq names its product DCN1, defective in cullin neddylation 1, domain containing 5 (S. cerevisiae) (gene dcun1d5). The coding region runs from base 129 to 878 and encodes 249 amino acids. Lineage: Eukaryota; Metazoa; Chordata; Actinopteri; Cypriniformes; Cyprinidae. Gene Ontology annotation, cellular component: ubiquitin ligase complex. The record is from RefSeq and is a predicted model, not a curated record. Gene Ontology annotation, molecular function: ubiquitin conjugating enzyme binding; cullin family protein binding; ubiquitin-like protein binding. Gene Ontology annotation, biological process: protein neddylation; positive regulation of ubiquitin-protein transferase activity. The transcript has 11 exons.